Molecule: messenger RNA, 1892 nt
Organism: Eurytemora carolleeae
Lineage: Eukaryota; Metazoa; Arthropoda; Copepoda; Calanoida; Temoridae
Product: transcription factor Sp9
Exons: 3
Coding region: 123-1364 (413 amino acids)
Biological process (GO): regulation of transcription by RNA polymerase II
Molecular function (GO): RNA polymerase II cis-regulatory region sequence-specific DNA binding; DNA-binding transcription factor activity, RNA polymerase II-specific
Source: RefSeq, a predicted model, not a curated record
UCCACCUGUCAUCAAGUUUACACGUGACUCUUAUACAAUCCUUUUGGGACACCAGUUUAAGGUGUACUUAGAGAAGUAAAAACCCCCCUGGUGUAAAGGGUAUAUGGAGUUAGUAUGAAGAAAUGCUGGCUGAAUUAGAACACACCAGUUCAAAUCUAUUUUUAUCCAUGGCUAAGGAUCAUCCCGGUCUGCGUGGUACACCUCUAGCUAUGCUGGCCGCACAGUGUAACAAGCUGAGCAGCAUGUCUCCGCCCCCUCUGGCUGACGCAGCAGUGGGGAAGGGGUUUCAUCCUUGGAAAAAAGGAGGAUCAGACAGUCCUGAUACAUCCGGAGGGUCAAGAGGUCAUCAAUCUUCAGCUGGAUCAGGAGGUACAACAGCAUCAUUCUCUACAUCUCCACAUCAAGCUACUUCUCCCAGUCCUAGCUACAGUACAGGGAUUUAUCCUUUUUCUACCUCCACCUCUUCAUCCUCUCAGAGUGAAACCAACUCCUCCCAAGCCUCCAUCAUAGGCAAGGUGGACCCUAGCGUGGCAACGAGUGCUGCGCAUAUCCAGAACAUGCAGACCAUGUACUCCAGGGUGGCGGGGGUUAACCCCUACGAAUCCUGGCCUUUUAACGUAGCCGGAGCAUCUCAUAUCAAAUCUGAAGUAAACAGUUUUCAAACCCCUGGCUCCUGGUGGGAUAUGCAUACACAAGCUGGUAGCUGGUUAGAUGCUGCUAGUGGGUUAGGAACAGCUGCUACAAUGCAUGCUGCUCAGAUGGCAAACUAUACAGAUUACAGUGCUGCUUCUGCUCUAGGAUUAGCAAGUAAUGGUUUGCUGGGAACCCAGGCGUCCUUGUUUGGACAAACAGCUUCACAGUUUGGUUUAGCAGCACAAACCUCUUCUCCUCUUUCCCCUAGAUCUCAGAGAAGAUAUACAGGACGAGCAGUGUGUGAUUGUCCAAACUGUCAGGAAGCUGAAAGAUUGGGACCUGCCGGGGCUCAUAUACGGAAGAAAAACCUUCAUAAUUGCCACAUCCCGGGCUGCGGCAAAGUUUAUGGUAAAACCUCUCACUUGAAAGCUCACCUUAGAUGGCAUACCGGAGAACGACCUUUUGUUUGUAACUGGUUGUUCUGCGGGAAGAGGUUUACUAGGUCUGACGAGCUCCAGAGACACUUGAGAACACAUACAGGAGAGAAGAGGUUUGCUUGUCCUACUUGUAACAAGAGGUUCAUGAGAUCAGAUCAUCUCGCCAAACACGCGAAAACUCAUACAGAAGGAGGGAAGAGUGACUCUGACUCCGAGAACAGUCGGAGCCACGGCAGUCCAGGUUCCAUGAUUAACCCACAAAGUCCACAUAUGUCUUCACCAGGACCUAUGUAAUUGGACUAGUACAUUCAUACUUGACGGAGUAGUCCAUACUUCUUCCUGGACCAGGAACAGGUCCAAGAUGAACCAUAUCAACCUGAAUCUAGGAUAGAGGAAUCUAACCCUCUGAUCCGGGUCCAAGCAUGACCAGUGAACAUUAAUAGAACGGUCGUGCUCCAGGUUUAUCCAAGGUUUGCUCCCGCUCAACCCCUGAGCUGGGUACUGGCGACCCAUCGUGCCUUUUGUGAGAAUAGAAUUUUUUGAAAAUAUAAAAAUAUCAGUGCCUAGGCUGUGAUCUGAGAUUAAGGGUGAGUAGAGGUUAAACUCACUACUCUACUCCAGGUUCGGAGUUGGCAGGUUCCGGAGCUAAAGUUCUCCGGUUACUCCGCUGACCAGGAGACGAACUUCAAGGUACCAGAUGAACGGACAAAUUAAAUUAUGAGUGUGGGUGCUACACAACAGUUUGAUAGAAAAUUUGACGAAUUUUGGAAUAUAAUCAUUUUGUUAUAAUAAUAUAUUAAUAAAUUGUGAUCAAAAACUUUA